AUUCGGUACAUGGGUUUCGAGUUUCCAAGGUGAGAGGGACUUACAAAGGAGAAUAGGCGGGUAACUAUGGUGUAAGUGAUGUACGAAUAAGCCUGGUAACCGAUAAGAGAGGCUGGAAAUACAAUAGGCUUAGACAGCCAGCGAUGCUACCUGAGAUUAAUUGCAUUACAAAGUAGCGGAGGCCACUUCCGAAGAAAGGGAAGCUAAUCAACGUGUACUUAUACUUUGGACUGGGAGAAAAGUGAAGUGUGCGCUUUGCUCAUUGAUAAACCGUUCCUGUGAAAGCGAUGUUUAUUGCGAUGUUUUGUUAUACAUGAAAUACAUGCGCACACGUUAAUUGGACAUGAUUGUUUGGAGGAACAUUCUUGAAACAUUUGCAGCAAUUCAGAAAACAUAUUUAGUGUUAUGUGUUGCUUAAUCGCAUGGAGUAAGCAAUAAUUUGCCAUACCUGGAAUAUUUUUAUAACAUCGAAAGACUGGAUAUUUUCUAAAAUAAUCCUUAUCGAUCAGUGAAUCAGUUGAUAAGCUGCUGAACUCUGCAAUUUCGGCGAUCAUCGGAGGAGUUAUGAUAAUAUAGACACAAUUCAUGAUUAGAUGAUAUGAUAAUAUACCGGGUAGACAUACGAUAAAAUCAGGUUACAACAGCAUUGGAAUACUUGAACUAAUAGGGGCUUGGCUGACUAUGACUAUAGUUAUGAGGCUGCUAUCAGACUGAAAUACGUAUUAAGUAUUUGACGGAAGAUUUUAUAGACAAGCCAAUAAAGUCCUGACAACAGAUCUAUUUUGGUGUUUGAGUGAUUAUUUUUAUUUGACUGAAUACAUACAACAAUAUACGACAGUAACAUAAAUAGUGUAAUAGCAAUCACGACGCUGAGAGAUUAGCUACAGCAGUAUAAAAAAAUGGCGGACGGUGAUAUUCCCUACCUGACAGAGGGUUACCUUGGGGCGCAGGCCAAGUUCGAGUCGUACGGACUGACGAACGUUACGCACAAGGAACCCGUGAUCCGCCUCAACACGAACAAGGUGGAAAUUGUAAUCGGAAUGACGGAAAAGACGAGGUUCACGACGAAAUUCAAGCGCAUGGAUCCCAUCCAGGAGAUGAACAACUGCGUGUUCACGCAAAACAUGGGCUCGGAGAUCCAUUUCAACAUCGCCGUCUCCCAGACGGGUUUUUAUAAGUUUGAAAUCUACGCCCUACCGAACAGUCAGGCCGGUCCAAACUUCAUUAACGUGUACAACUAUCUGGUUAACAUCAAGAACGUCGACGCUUACGUGGAGCCGUACCCGAAACAGUACCCACUUUGGAAACAGGAAGGCUGCUUCGUGUUCGAGCCCAUGAUGAUCCAGAAGGGGUGCAACUACCCCGUCUCGUUCCGGUAUUACAUCCCGCAUGCCGUCGACGUGCAAAUCAAGGCCGGCGAGGAUUGGCACAAGAUGGAUAAAAGAGAGGGCGAUAUUUACGAAGGGUACAUCGACUUCGAGAAAACCCCCUAUCCCCCGGGCACGAAAGUGAAACUAAAUGUCAAAUUCCGUAGCAACAAGUAUGAUAUCUUAUUGGAAUAUACGCUUUGAAUUUGAAUUUUAAAGGUUAUGUUACUAGAUGUUGUUUUUAAAUUCAUAUACAAUGAACGGUAAAUAUUUAUUUUUAUAAAUAUCGAUGUUGAUGUUGAUUGUGUUUUUAAUCGCGUUUUUACUACGCUUUUGAAAUCUAUGAGAAACUGCAUGUUCUGAUAGAAUGUUUGACUUCUCGAUGCGCUUGACGGUUAUCAACGUGUGUGUGCAUUAUGUUUCAAAAAUUCUAUUUAGCUUUCGCAAGUUACCAUGCAUUUUAAGUAGAAAGUAUACGUAUACAAUUAUUAAAUUAAUUUCCAUAAAAACGAUCGCAGCAUAAUGCUGUGUAUCGUCAACUGAAUCCAAUAAUGUAAAAGUUUGUGUGUGUCUUCACUUAUUUUUGAAUUAACACAUAUUUAUUGCAUACAUGAAUUUGAAUAGGUUUAAAGAUAGAAACGUAUACAUGUAUCAUAAUAACUUUGCCUGCGCAGUAUAUUUUUUGUCACCAACUUUGAAAACAUUUUCAUAAAUCGUUCAUUAAAUUUUUAUAUAUAGUGCAGAGUGAAGCACAAAUAAAUAUAAACACAUAUGUACAAAUUUGCAAACAUCUUUUAUUAUUUAAUAAAGU
This is a messenger RNA of Dreissena polymorpha, 2178 nucleotides long. RefSeq lists its product as uncharacterized. The coding region runs from base 900 to 1571 and encodes 223 amino acids. Lineage: Eukaryota; Metazoa; Mollusca; Bivalvia; Myida; Dreissenidae. The record is from RefSeq and is a predicted model, not a curated record. The transcript has a single exon.